Megalobrama amblycephala (Wuchang bream) is the source of this 836-nucleotide messenger RNA. Its product is annotated as CMRF35-like molecule 6. The transcript is spliced from 2 exons. The record is from RefSeq and is a predicted model, not a curated record. NCBI's taxonomy places the organism in Eukaryota, Metazoa, Chordata, Actinopteri, Cypriniformes, Xenocyprididae. Bases 342 to 752 code for a protein of 136 amino acids.
UGGAGGGAUAAAUUUGUGGAUGGAAGGAUGGAUGGAUUUGUGGAUUGAUUUGUGGAUGUGUGGGAGGAUGAAUGAAUGGGUUGAUGGAUGGGGCAGGAACAUGUAAUUGCAAAAGUAUAAGGCAAAAAUAUGUUGAAUAUGGAUGAAUGGAUGAUGGCCAGACUUCACCUUCAGUGCCCUGAAGAGUUUUUUUUUUUUUUUUUUUCUUUCAAAUCAUACUUCUGUCAGAGUGUUUGUGUUUACUUAUAGGGAAGUAUAACUCUACAAACACACACACACAAUAUCUAUCCAGUAUUUAGUGUGAGAACAGGUAGUGGGAGUCGAGGUUGAAGCAGGCAGUCAUGAGAACCGUCACCUCCAUCAGUUUCUCAGUGCUUGGUCUUUCAGCGCUGUGGCUGAUGGAGAACUCACUGGCUCUUACCGUCACUGGAUCUGUGGGAAGCAACAUCUCAGUCACCUGCAGAUAUCCUGAAACAUACGAGAAUAACAGCAAGUUCUUCUGCCAGAUGAGCGACUCGUUUGCUCAGAGAGAUCCUCAGUGUGUUCAGACGACCCGGAGAGAGACGAGGUCUGAACGAGGGAGAAUGACUCUUCUGGAUGACACCAGCUCUCAUGUUCUCACAGCUCUCGUCUCUAGACUGGCUCCAGAAGACUCUGGAAAGUACUGGUGUGGUGUAGAUAUCAGUCUGCUGCCUGACUUCACCUCCGAGAUCUGGUUAACAGUCACCAAAGGUGAGAAACACCAGAGCUGAAGACUCACUGUCCUACUGAAUAUCCUUAAUAUAUGAGCAGUUGAAGUGAUGUGACUGUCCUCAAAGGCUCUGUGUUUGUUAUUU